CCUGCAAGCACAGAUGGAUUUCAUGUGUGUGUUUUUCUUUCCAUUUGCAAAACAGUUGCUAGAACCUGUAGCUUGAUCUUCAUUGUGCUUGAUGUGCUGAAACCACUGGGGCACAAGAGACUUAUUGAAUAUGAACUUGAAGGGUUUGGAAUAAGGCUCAACAAGGAACCACCAAAUAUUACAUUCAGAAAGAAAGAAAAGGGUGGAAUUAAUCUCCAAACUACAUGCACCCAAUCAGAGCUGGACAUUGACUCUGUGAGAUCCAUUUUAAGUGAAUAUCGCAUUGCUAAUGCCGACAUCACCCUGAGAUAUGAUGCCACCACUGAUGAUCUCAUUGACGUCAUUGAAGGAAACAGGGUUUACAUUCCUUGCAUCUAUAUCCUGAACAAAAUUGAUCAAAUAUCGAUCGAAGAAUUAGAUUUAAUCUACAGGAUCCCACAUGCUGUCCCAUUAUCAGCUCACCACAAGUGGAACUUUGAUGAUCUGCUUGAAAAGACCUGGGAAUAUCUCAAUCUCAUAAGAAUAUACACAAAGCCAAAAGGUCAGCUACCAGAUUAUGAGGCCCCUGUGGUGCUGAAAAAUGGCCUUUCAAGUGUGGAGGAUUUCUGUAACUCUCUACACAAGAGCAUCAUGAAAGAAUUCAAACAUGCAUUAGUUUGGGGCUCUUCUGUAAAAUUCAGUCCACAAAAAGUUGGUAAGGAGCAUGUACUGCAAGAUGAAGAUGUGGUUCAAGUAGUGAAAAAGGUGUAAAAAUGAAACAUUGAAAGAAGUUUCAAAUCCUUUUGAAGCAAACUGAGAUGAAAGAUCUGUCCAGAGAUGUCAUCAUUGUAACAAGAGAAUUAGACUAGACAGAUCUAUUCUGUGAAAAGCAUUAUGUCUUGUCGAAAGAUGGCUUUGUAGUCAAAAUGAAUCAUGUUAUGAAAACUACAUACAUGUGCACGAUGCAGUGUUAGAUACCUGUACCUUUUUAUCACAUGCACCCUGUGAGGUUCAAAAAUUAACUGGUGAUAUGAUUGUUUUUUGCUUCUGCCAAUGUUGAUUACCAUGGCAAUCAACAAACCGUGAAUAAAUGAAAGAAAGAGAAUGGAUCAGGUCUACCAAUCACAACCCACAGUCCUGGCAUUUUGAGCCUGCUGAAAUGAAGUACUGGUCACAUUUUGAUGUCAUCUGUGAUCUACUACUGAACAAAUGCAUGGCAACAUGGAAUUUAUUUUUUAAGCUGACCCUUCAGUGUCUGUAGUGCAUGAUGAAGAAUCAUGAACCUGUGUUUCAAACAUACUAGUAUGUUGUUCUGCAAUGUUCUCGGGGGAACCCCAUAUGAAAAGGACGAGGGUGCUCAUUGGAAAUUUUGAAAGAACCCCUAAGGGGUAUCGAGAUCCUGCUUUGAGGGCAUGGUUUGAAAUGUGUUUCACCCCUUAGAGUUACCAAUUCCAAAACAACACAUUACAGUGUAUCUCCUGUCAUA
Orbicella faveolata is the source of this 1465-nucleotide messenger RNA. RefSeq names its product developmentally-regulated GTP-binding protein 1-like. Gene Ontology annotation, molecular function: GTPase activity; GTP binding. NCBI's taxonomy places the organism in Eukaryota, Metazoa, Cnidaria, Anthozoa, Scleractinia, Merulinidae. The record is from RefSeq and is a predicted model, not a curated record.